Messenger RNA from Fusarium oxysporum Fo47, 947 nucleotides. Its product is annotated as uracil phosphoribosyltransferase. The transcript has 3 exons. Lineage: Eukaryota; Fungi; Ascomycota; Sordariomycetes; Hypocreales; Nectriaceae. The record is from RefSeq and is a predicted model, not a curated record. The coding region runs from base 165 to 851 and encodes 228 amino acids.
CAUACAAAACCCCCUCCCUCUCCUUUUUCUUUCUGAUUCUUUCUUUCUUCUCCUUCUUCUCUCUCCUUGGCUUCGUCCCAGCAUCUCAUCUUGUGAUGCUUCAUCGUCUCCUCGUAGAUUCUUUACUUUUGUGAAAUAAUCUGUGCUUUCGUACUUGACUCAUAAUGUCUUCGUUGCCUUCAAACGUCCAUGUCUCUCAGCACCCGUGUCUACGGGCAAAGCUGAGCCAGCUUCGCUCAAAGGCCAACAGCCCUAGAGAGGUCAAAUCACUGAUUCAUGAGAUCUCUCUGAUUGUCUCUUGUGAAGCUCUUGCUUCGUCUUUGGAAGCUACGGAAGGGACUCAGGAUGAGACGCCUUUGGGCUUCCAGUUCACUUCCACAACAGUGCAACCAAGUACCAUGUGUCUGGUUCCCAUUCUGCGAUCAGGUCUUGGCAUGGUUGACGCUGUGCAAACCAUGCUCCCUAUCCCAGUUCCAGUUCAUCAUCUGGGCAUGUACCGUGAGCCGUCUACUCUCGACCCAGUUGAGUACUACAACAAUCUUCCCCAGCAAAUUCCGGGUGACUCCUCCAACAGCAACGCUAGUAGCCUUGCUAUCUUGGUCGAUCCUGUUAUUGCAACUGGCGGGACCUGCGCCGCCGCCAUCCAGACGCUUCGUGAAUGGGGCGCAAAGAGAAUCAUUGUUCUCGCCGUUAUUGGAGCUGACGAGGGUGUUCAGAGAGUCGCUGCCGAGUGGCCCGAGGGAUGCGAGGUUUGGAUUGCAGCAGUGGACAAAGAGUUGACCAAGGAUGGUAUGCUGAAGCCUGGUCUGGGAGAUGUUGGUGACAGGUUGUUCUUAACUAUCGGCAAAUGAGUGCACAUUUACAGGUUUUGGGCGUUGUAUUCUCAUUGCAUUAACAUAUAGGUUAGAUAGUAUACAUCAUAAGUACCCCCAUAUUCCUCAAGGAAU